Striga hermonthica is the source of this 1194-nucleotide messenger RNA. NCBI's taxonomy places the organism in Eukaryota, Viridiplantae, Streptophyta, Magnoliopsida, Lamiales, Orobanchaceae. The record is from the annotation of a GenBank genome assembly.
AUGGAGGAAUCCUUAGCAGGUAUGGCCAAGGCGAGUGAGGGGGAUGAUGGGGUUCUCCAACAACUGUUCAAAAUGUCCUUAUCGGCAAAAGAAGCAGGAGAGGCUGAAAUCACUGGGGAUGAUAUCAAAUCAAGUGAUGAGGAGUGCAAUAGAAGCUUAUUUGGUAAGGUUGUGGGUGAUAGGCAUGCUGGUCUCCUGGGAAUUAAGAGAACGAUGGGCGCCAUCUGGAGAAUGCAAUAUUCCAUGGAGGUGAAAGAGAUUAGCGAAAUCUUUUUCCAGUUUAUAUUUCUCUCUCAAGAGGAUAAAAAGAAGGUGUCUGCAGGCCAUAAUUGGAUGUAUGGAAACCAAUACUUAAUCCUGAAAGAAUGGUUUCAUGGGCUACAUAGCAAUCACAGCUGCUUUGAUGAGAUCACACUUUGGGUACAGGUUUUGAAUGUUCCUCUGAAUUGGAUGAGCACUGAGGUUGGCCAGAAGGUUGGAAGAAUUUUCAAUAAAGUUAAAAACGUGAUUGUUUGUAAGGUUGGCGGGGAUGUAGGGAGUUUUCUGAAACUGCUGGUGGCAAUCGACCUGAAAGAACCAAUUCCCAGGUGCACAUCCAUUAAACUUAGGAAUCAAAAGGUGAUGGUGGCAUUUAGGUACGAGAAAUUAGUCAAUCUAUGCUACUACUGUGGGAUGAUAGGGAAUCUGGACAGGAGCUGUAGCAAAAGAUUGAGAGACUUUGUGAAUAACUGUGUGGCUGAUGGAGGCCCAUGUGCUAAGAAUGGAGAGAUACAAGAAUUUGUGGGGGUGGCUGAGCCAACACCUAGCAAUGUGGCUAAGCAUGUGGAAGAUGAGGGAAGAAGAAUGAUGGAGGUGGAGGAAUGUGUGCAGGCUAAGGAGUUUAUUAUUGAAGAAACAGUGGGUGAACUGUGUAAAGCUGAUUUGAGAAAGAGAUCUGGGGCUGGGUGGAAGAGGCAAAUCACAUCAAAAAGUAGACUGCAGAGAGUUCCUGUGAAAUCCAGUGGUCUAGAUCAUUCUGAAAGCCUUAAGAGGAAUAGAGCUUUGGUUAUCUAUGAUGGGGUGGACAAUGAUGCAGAGGCAGAUAAUGGAGGAGUCCAGUGGGACAUGAAUCUCAUCAAAGCCCUUUUUUCUGAAGAUGAUGCAGAGAAGAUCAUGAGGAUUAAAACUCUUAACCCCAGAGCAAAAGACCAAUAG